Molecule: messenger RNA, 4355 nt
Organism: Falco peregrinus (peregrine falcon)
Lineage: Eukaryota; Metazoa; Chordata; Aves; Falconiformes; Falconidae
Gene: SCAMP1
Product: secretory carrier membrane protein 1
Exons: 9
Coding region: 174-1193 (339 amino acids)
Biological process (GO): protein transport
Cellular component (GO): trans-Golgi network membrane; recycling endosome membrane
Source: RefSeq, a predicted model, not a curated record
GCGCUCCGUGGCUGGUCGGUGGCGGAGGGGGCGGGCUCGGGCCUGGGCCUGGGCCGUAGCGGCCGGCGACAGCGGCGGGCCGGGGGGCGGGGAGCUGAGGAGCCGGCGAGUGUCGGGGGCGCCGCAGGGGAAGAGCCGCCACCCGGUGAUCGCAGCGCUCGCCUGUCCCCACCAUGUCGGACUUCGACAGCAACCCCUUCGCCGACCCGGACCUCAGCAACCCCUUCAAGGAUCCUUCUGUUACACAAGUGACAAGAAAUGUUCCUCCAGGGCUAGAUGAGUACAAUCCUUUCUCUGAUUCAAGAACACCUCCUCCAGGAAAUGUGAAAAUGCCUAAUGUACCCAGUACCCAGCCAGCAAUAAUGAAACCAACAGAAGAACCAGCUGCUUACACACAAAUUGCAAAGGAGCAUGCCUUGGCCCAGGCAGAACUGCUAAAGCGUCAAGAAGAACUGGAAAGAAAAGCAGCCGAACUAGAUCGCAGAGAAAGAGAAAUGCAGAGUCUAAAUCAGCAGGGGGGUAGAAAAAAUAACUGGCCACCUCUUCCUGAGAAUUUUCCAGUAGGUCCUUGUUUCUACCAGGACUUUUCUGUAGACAUUCCUGUAGAAUUCCAGAAGACAGUAAAGAUUAUGUACUAUUUGUGGAUGUUCCAUACAGUGACACUGUUUCUUAAUAUCUUUGGAUGUUUGGCCUGGUUUUACGUUGAUGCUACGCGAGGGGUUGACUUUGGAUUGAGUAUUCUCUGGUUCUUGCUUUUCACCCCUUGUUCUUUUGUCUGCUGGUACAGACCACUUUAUGGAGCUUUCAGGAGUGACAGUUCAUUCAGAUUCUUUGUGUUCUUCUUUGUAUAUAUCUGUCAGUUUGCUGUACAUGUACUUCAGGCUGCAGGAUUUCAAAGAUGGGGAAACUGUGGGUGGAUUUCAUCUCUUACUGGUCUUAAUAAGAGUAUUCCUGUUGGCAUUAUGAUGAUAAUCAUAGCUGCACUUUUCACAGCAUCUGCUGUUAUCUCAUUAGUUAUGUUUAAAAAGGUGCAUGGUCUCUACCGCACAACUGGUGCUAGUUUUGAGAAAGCACAGCAGGAAUUUGCAACAGGAGUGAUGUCCAACAAAACUGUACAAACUGCUGCAGCCAGCGCCGCAUCAACAGCAGCAACCAGCGCAGCUCAAAACGCGUUCAAGGGUAACAGAAUGUAGGGAAGCAAGAAGUCAUCACGGUUCUCUUCAAUUGUACUCUGUUUUCCAGUCACUUACUGUAUUUCCUAAAAGCCUAGAUCAAAAUUCACACAGCAUGUUUAUGUCUCCUGCAGCUGUGCAUGGGUAAAAUGGGAAAUGUUUGGUUUAUUUUAUUAUAAAUUAAUUUUAAAAAGGUAACUGUUUUUUGCCCUUCUUUAAGAUGUUGCAUUCUAGAAUAUAAAGCCUUCCAUAUUUUAUGAAGGAUAAGUAAUUUCAACAACUGGCCUGAGAAUGAAUUGUGGUUUGUAACGAUCAAAGAAGUGUGUUAAAAAUUUCAAAGUUUUUUUAGUGGUUCACUCCAGUACUUUUUUUAACUUCAGAAAAGCACCUUGGAUCAACUGUUUUUCUUCGUAAGAACUGUUUUCCCUAUUUCUGCUACAAGAAGUGGGGUAGACAGAGAUGUAGAAAGUUAGGUUUGGCUACUGCUUUUGCAAUUUGAGCAGCCGCUGGAGGACAAAUACAAGUAGGGUAGAUACUAUAAAUUCUUUUCUUGUUUUUUUUGUUUUUUUUUUAGGAUAAGUCUUUUGAUAUAAACCUGUAAGUUUGCAUGAAUACUGUUGAGUUAUCUGAUCUUGUUUAAAUAGUGUUUUGGUCCAGAAUUUACCUGCACCACUUUAUAGUGUUUGUUUGUAUUUAUUUUCAUGGAGUGUUCUCUACCUGUGAGAAAUUACUAUGGUGCAUAGACAUUCUCUGUGAAUAGAAUGUGUAAUGCAGUAUACAGUUUAAGGAAGGUAACUGAUAAUUUCAAUCACAGAGCUAAAUGAUUAUAUAUUUGCAUUUUUUAAUUUCAUUAUCCAUGUUUUGGGUUAAUUACUUUGCUGGAAAAGAAACCAAGAUGGAUUUCUAGAACACUAGUUUCUUGACCACCAUCCCUCUUCUACGUGCAGUGGUAUUUUUGUUGUAUUUGAGACUUUCUGGGGUUUGGGUUUGGGUUUGGUUUUUUUCUUUUUUUAAGUGUAGAUUUGUGUUUUAACAGUGGUAAUAAAUCUCUAGUGUGGUCAGUCACUCUUGUUUACUGCUUGUCCAAAACCCUAAGUAUACAGUAUUUAAUUUUCUAACAGGAAUAUUGUCCAAACUGAAGCUUUUUAAGCAAUGGCAUUUAACAGAUACUUGAAUUCAUUUUAAGAUUAACUCAGCCAUCUUUGUAAUGUGAUUUAAGCUGGGUGGAAAAAGCUUUUAAACUGUUUUGAGUUGGAAAACUGAGAAAUCUUCAACAAAGUUAAAAUUUAACUCAUUGAACUGGAGGCCUAAGAGGUUAAAUUGAUGCUGCGGAACUGAACAAUCCACAAUGGUACAUACCAUCAUAAUAUUCUACAAUAUAAUCAGGUCUUAGUAUAAUGUCAUGUUUCUCUCCUCCUUGAAUUGCCUCAUGACUCUUAUGCACAAUACUUGGGUUGUUUUUUCAAACUCUGUUAUAGAAAAUGAAAGCAGGAUGACCACAUCCCACAGCCUGUGUAAGUAUACACUGUGGCUGAAAUGAAUUCAGCUUUUAAGGUGAAUCACCUUUAGUAAGAUAGCAUAAAAUUGGGAGGCCCCUCCAUGUUCUGGCUGUCCAUGUGGACUGACUUUCAUAGAUGCAUUUUCACUACACUGAGAGCAUUACAGAAAAUAAACCCCUUAGCUUAAUCCGUGGAUCAUUUACUGUAUUGUUAGCAUAAAGUCCCCAUUAGUCUCCCUUCUUUCACUGAUUUCUUUAAAUCCGCCUUGAAUUUGGAUAAAUGUCAUAGUUUCACCUAUGCUGAAGUUCAUAUGAAUGGAUAUACUUGCUUCUAAAUGUUCUCUGCAUCAUGAAGUUAAAAGCAAUUUAAAUAUUCUGUGUAAUAGGGGCUCUAAAAUUUCAUAUUAGUGGACAUGCUAGCAUUGAACUUAAAUUUGUGUGAAAUGUUAUUAAAAUCUUUCCAGAUAAAAGCCACCAUUUUCUGUUGAGAUCAGGCAUCAUCCUUGUAGCAGCUGUGUAUCAAUAUUGUUUUUUCAUAAUCUUUUAAACUUAAUGUUAGGGUUGUAUCUAGGAACUCUACUAUGGAAUACUUUUAGAUCUAAAUUUAAGCAAUUCUCUUGGUAUCUCUUGGAUAGGAAUUGCAGGGAUAUCAUCCUUGCAAUUUAACUUAAUUUGAAGAUUGCGUUAUAACAUACAUUACUAGAAUGUAUUAUGGAAAAAAACCAUGAAGAAUACAACCUGAAUUUGGCAGGUAGACAUUUCUUCCCUGAAUGUUUAAAGGCUCUUUGAGAAACCAUAUUUAAUGUUCUGUGUAUAGGGAGCGUUUGUUUGUAAUGUCAUGGGUUGAAUGUACAGAUCUAAACCUCCCAAGUGAAAUUCAGGCUUCAGCUACAUGUGAACUGUUUAAACCAGAAAUCUCUGACACUUUGCAGCUCAAAAGGAAGAAGUUUGAGUUUAGCUUUGAUGGCAGAAGGCUGAUACUUGUUAAAAUAUUUUGUACCUAAUAAAACCUAGAUUUUACAGUCUCUUAUUAAUUAGACAAUGGCACCCACCUAAGUUGUCAUUUUCUAGUAUUGUGGCAAACUGAGUACAAAGUAUGAAGUUCAAACACUGGAAUGUCAGUAGUCAUUGAUCUGUAAUUUAUUUGGGGGAUGUUUGUAUAUUUUGUAAAUUACUAACAAUGCUCUGCCAUCCUGGUGAAUGUCAUGGUUCUGUACAAAUGCACUUCUGUCCCUCUGUUGCAUGUCUGAGUAGUUCAGAAGUUUUGUAUAUUUAUUGUAUUAACACAGUGUCAUAGAAUAAAAAAAGACUUUUUUCCUGGGUGUUUGCUCUGUAUAGUUUUGACCAAUAAAGGUUUUUUUCUUCUAGCAGUGAAGAUGACAUGCAGGGUGGACAAUAUAUGUAAAAGUAUCACUUGUUUUUUAUAAUUGUGUAUAUAAAUGCUGUAAUUCAGCUGAAAUGGGGAAGCGAAAUGUCCAGUAUCAAAAUAAUACAUCAGGGUUUUGAGAAUUAGUCCACUCAACUGUUAUCAAAGAAAAUUCUUAAACACUUGCAGCCCACUUUAUUGUGCUGUGAACUCACGAGGGUUAAAAUCUAAACGUGUUCUGUCAUUACUGAAUGAAAUUCUACUGGUAUUAAGAGAAUCCUAAAAUGCUAUUGAAAGUAAAGUGAAGUUGCUGAAAACA